Rhipicephalus sanguineus (brown dog tick) is the source of this 1346-nucleotide messenger RNA. RefSeq names its product nose resistant to fluoxetine protein 6-like. The transcript is spliced from 8 exons. Gene Ontology annotation, molecular function: acyltransferase activity, transferring groups other than amino-acyl groups. The record is from RefSeq and is a predicted model, not a curated record. NCBI's taxonomy places the organism in Eukaryota, Metazoa, Arthropoda, Arachnida, Ixodida, Ixodidae. The coding region runs from base 113 to 1093 and encodes 326 amino acids.
AUUCUUUCUCUGUUUCACUGUGAGCAGACAAAAAAGAAACGGACCCAUUGUCUUUAUUAUCGAUGUGAUCAAACGAUUGAUACGAAUUUCCUUUCCCCUUUUCUUUGUGAUCAUGUGCUUGUAUCUGCUUCCACGUUUCGUCAUUGGGCCCGACUCCAAAGCAGGCUUUCAGAAGCUAUUUGACGAAGUCAAUUACCACUGGUGGCACAUGCUCUUGCAGAUCAGAAACUUCUAUGAGAACACUAUUUGGGAUGUGCUCCUUCACACAUGGUACCUGUCGGCAGAUUUCCAGCUCUAUCUUUUGGCUCUUCUGACGCUGCUCGUACUGAAAGGCAAAAAGAUGGCGCUUCUUGCCGCGUUCACCGUGUACUCCUUGAUUGGCUGUGCCUUCGGCACAUGGGUCGUGGCUCGCGAGCACCUCCUGCCGUUCAUGAUCUUUCCAGGUCCUGUCGUGCCUUUGCUGACGAGAACAUUGAAUGAGUUCUACAUCCGGCCAUACUAUCACGCAGUGUGCUACUUUAGCGGCUGUAUUACGUUCCUGUUGAUGGUCGACUUCAGAAAGGCAAAUGUCACUAAGGGCAUGCAGCUAGCAGGCUGGUGCGUGUCCGUGAGCUGCGGCUUGAUCUCGGUUUUCGCGAAGUUGCCCUGGUACAGAAGCCCGAAUCCCGUGUCUGAGACGGUUACACUCUUUGUGGCCUUCUUCGAUCGCAUGCUGUGGUCCGUCUUCAUUAUCUGGAUCGCACUGUCCUGCUCUUCUGGCCGAGGCGGCUUCGUCGGCAAGUUCUUGUCCUGGAACGCUUUCGUGCCCUUGAGCAAGCUAUCCUUCGGCGUCUACCUGAUUCACCUGCCGUUCAUCCAGUUCAUGCUCCACGCGUCCAAGGAAAGAGUGUACUGGUCCAUGUUUAACUUGGUUACACUGUGGUUUGGUGUGCUGGUCUGGAGCUUCCUGCUAUCUUAUCUAGCAUUCCUCGCUUGCGAGGGACCGACAACGAAGCUGAAUAGCCUCAUAUUUGGCAGAAUCAUCGGAGGAGGAGGUGCUCGAAAAGAGAAGCAAGCGGUACAGUCCACUCCAUGCGUUGAUAGUCAACAAUGAAGACUGGACGUUUAAUACGAAGCUCAAACGCACCCAUGUAAACGCGAAGAGUAUCAUGUCCAUCAACUUUCUGCUGCAGUGCCGCAGAUUUUUUCUUGCAGAGGCAUUCUCCUGGGGGAAACGAAACUGCCGAAACAAAUCUUGAUAAGCGUUCACUGGCAUUAUUAACAUGUUGCGCUUUACGGUUUCAUUAGCAUUCAGUUAGGCUGUCUCAGUCCUCUUAGCGUUAUAUCCGAGCCUAAGAGGCGAUCCA